Molecule: messenger RNA, 3877 nt
Organism: Notolabrus celidotus (New Zealand spotty)
Lineage: Eukaryota; Metazoa; Chordata; Actinopteri; Labriformes; Labridae
Gene: akt3b
Product: v-akt murine thymoma viral oncogene homolog 3b
Exons: 14
Coding region: 761-2200 (479 amino acids)
Biological process (GO): protein phosphorylation
Molecular function (GO): ATP binding; protein serine/threonine kinase activity
Source: RefSeq, a predicted model, not a curated record
ACCGCCCCUGAAUGCAGCAGGAGUCCUCCCAGUCAGAUCUGAACGUGACGCGCCGACUCGGAUCCGAGCUGCGGAGGGAGCAGGAGCCGAGCGGGUCUGCCUGUCUGUCCGUCCGUCCGUGUGUCUGUCUGUCUGGGACACAGAAACCUCCUGUCUUCGGCUGGACGUCCGCGGGGAUGGAUCCAACGCUGUCCUCCUCCUGUGUUCGCCGCUGAGGGACGGUCCUCCGUCGGAUGCUCCAGCGCCCAUAGAGGAGGAGGAGGAGGAGGAGGAGGAGGAGGAGGAGGAGGGGAGCCCUACCAGUCUUCAUCUACCAGGCUGACUCACGGCUGGAGCGCCUGAACACAGAAGAAGAAGAAGAAGUUCCAGAGAACGGGAGCAAAGGAAAACAGAAACAGAGAGCAAGACGGAAGGAGGGAGGGAGAGAAAGAGGGGAGUGAAAAACAUUUAAAAGGAGGUGAAGAAGGACAGAAGAAGUGAGGUCGGGGCGGCGAGCGAGAGGAGGAAAGUGAAAGUGAUUGUGGGAAAAAAGAAAGAGAGGGAAAGGAGAGACGUACAGCUCAGUGGGAACAAGUCCUGAGGUCAGGUGAGAGCGGGCGCAGGUAGGUCGGAGGUCGGAGGUCAAGAGGUCAGACAGAAACUGGCUGACUGAGCUUCAGUGGAACAAACUGUCCUGCUGCCGACCCCCCCACAGCUGUUCAGCCCUUCACCGUCAGCACACUGGGAGAACUGGGAGGACUGGUGACGAGGAGAAGCCACCAUGAGCGACCAGAACGUCGUCAAGGAAGGCUGGGUGCAGAAAAGAGGUGAGUACAUCAAGAACUGGCGACCGCGUUACUUCCUCCUGAAGUCAGACGGCUCUUUCAUCGGCUACAAGGACAAACCGCAGGACUCUGACCUGGCCUACCCGCUCAACAACUUCUCUGUAGCAAAAUGUCAGCUGAUGAAGACGGAGAGGCCCAAGCCGAACACCUUCAUCAUCCGCUGUUUACAGUGGACCACCGUCAUCGAGAGGACUUUCCACGUGGACACUCCUGACGAGAGGGACGAGUGGGCCGAGGCCAUCCAGAUGGUAGCGGAGUCUCUGGCCAAACAGGAGGAGGAGGGCAUCCUGUGCAGCCCCACCUCCCAGAUCGAGAUCGUCAACGAGGAGGAGAUGGACACCUCCAUCAGCCACUACAAACGGAAGACAAUGAAUGACUUUGACUAUCUGAAGCUGCUGGGCAAAGGCACGUUUGGGAAAGUCAUUCUGGUGAGGGAGAAGGCGAGCGGCACGUACUACGCCAUGAAGAUUCUGAAGAAGGAAGUCAUCAUAGCCAAGGAUGAAGUUGCUCACACGCUCACAGAAAGUAGGGUAUUAAAAAACACUCGGCAUCCAUUCCUAACUUCUCUGAAGUACUCGUUCCAGACGAAGGACCGGCUGUGCUUCGUGAUGGAGUACGUCAACGGAGGAGAGCUGUUUUUCCAUUUGUCGAGAGAAAGAGUUUUUUCAGAGGACCGGACCCGUUUCUACGGCGCUGAGAUCGUCUCUGCUCUAGACUACCUACAUUCUGCGAAGAUCGUGUACCGAGAUCUGAAGCUGGAGAACCUCAUGUUGGACAAAGACGGACACAUUAAGAUCACAGACUUUGGCCUCUGCAAAGAAGGCAUCACCGACACUGCCACCAUGAAGACCUUCUGUGGGACACCCGAGUACCUGGCUCCUGAGGUGCUGGAGGACAACGACUACGGGCGGGCGGUGGACUGGUGGGGUCUGGGCGUGGUGACGUACGAGAUGAUGUGCGGCCGCCUGCCGUUCUACAACCAGGACCACGAGAAGCUGUUUGAGCUCAUCCUCAUGGAGGAGAUCAAGUUCCCCAGAACCCUGUCGGCCGACGCCAAGUCGCUGCUGUCGGGUCUGCUCAUCAAGGACCCCAACAAACGGCUGGGCGGCGGACCGGAUGACGCUAAGGAGAUCAUGCGACACAGUUUCUUUGGCACGGUCGACUGGCAGGACGUCUACGACAAGAAGCUGGUCCCUCCGUUCCAGCCACAGGUCAGCUCAGAGACAGACACACGCUACUUCGACGAGGAGUUCACAGCACAGACCAUCACCAUCACCCCGCCGGAAAAAUAUGACGAGGACGGGAUGGACGCGGCGGACAACGAGCGAAGGCCUCAUUUCCCACAGUUCUCCUACUCGGCCAGCGGGCGGGAGUGAGCGCUCCGGGCCCGGGCCAGCCAGUAUCGCCCCCCCCCAUCCGCCGGCCAUUCUGAGGAAAACACGUAGCCAUUUUAGGAAAAAAGAUACCAGUCUCCCCUCUUUUUCUCCUUCUCUGCCUCCUCACAGACGGGGAGAAGUCUUUCUAGGGACUUUAAAAGAGGUUUUUGCACAGUGGGAUAGACUCCAGCCGGUCUCCCCACACUAAAAAAUAAGUCUCCUACAUUUUCAGCGCUAUUUACUGCAGAAGGCAAUGUUUUUGUUAUUUAUUUUUCUCUCCGUCAGUGUUACGUCGUCGUCGUCGACCCAGGUUGCAUCUUUUUGUUUGUUUGUUGUUUGUUUGUUUGUUUGUUUGUUUGUUUGUUUGUCGUGUCUGCCCCCCUUUUUUUCUUCUUCUUCUUCUUCUUCUUUUGACUUUUUUGCACUUGGUUUGGAAGAGCCGUUUUAGGGAACAAAAAACCAAAAAUGUUGCCUUACGUGUGCAGAUGUUUCGUAUCAUACCGACAGGGUGUUUUUUUCUUUGUUUGGGAGAGGGCGGGCGGGGUAUCGGGGAUGUGAGGGGGUCAUUCUUUAGUUGAGAAUAAGUGCAUGGCUCGUGGUUCACUCUAAAAAAAAAAAAAACAAAAAGAAGAAAAAAAAGUACAAAAAAAGAUUUCUUUCUCAUCCAUUUGCCAUGGCAGCGCACAUUCCCCCAACCCCAUGGCGAGGAAAAUCACCGUCUACAGAAAACAGGAGAAAAAACAGAAAAAAACAAACAAAAGAAAAACCAGGAAGUCUGUUUCAUCCCCGUCAUCGUUGCAGUGUUACUAUUUUGCCUCUUUUUUCAGCCCCAUGUCUUUUUCUCUCUCUCUCUCUCUCUCUCUCUCUCUCUCUCUCUCUCUCUCUCUCUCUCUUUCUCUCUCGCGCUUUACUCCCCUUCAGUUGGACUUUUAUUUUGUUAACAGGAAACACUAAACUGCCAGAAACUGCACAGUUCACUCAGGCGCCACAGAGCACAACCGCGUUCAAACUCAGCUUACCGCUCCAGCUUUCCACAGCCAGCAGGGAAACGAGGCCUUUCUCUGCUCUCUCUCUCUCACCGCUUCACCUCCACCUCCACCUCCACCUCCUCCUCCUCCUCUUCUUCUUCUUCUUCUUCUUCUUCACCUCCGCUCUUCUGUUUCCUCAUCGUAGCUGUAGGACUAGUGGAAUGGGUGUUUACACAGGGACGUGUGGCUUAAUGUAUGUAUGUAAUGUUUGUAUGUACUGUAUGUAUGUGGGACAUGGGGGGUCAACUUUAUGCUGUCAUAGCACACACACACACACACACACACACACACACACACACACACACACACACACACACACAGAAUAUAUCAGACUCAAGUCGGCACUUUUCUCCAGACUGGAUCUAAUUCCUGACGCUCGAGGUGUGUGUAGCUACUGCGAGCAACUAUCGGGUUGUGUUGACUUUGGCGCCCCCUGUGGACAAACAGCACCUCUGAUUUCUUUGAAGGUGAAGGUGAAGGUGUGUCCCGUACGUGUGUAAGAAGUGUUUCAUGGUGAACCACCUCGUCUGACACCAACCAAGUGAUAGAGAGUAUCAGCUUGUAAGGGCCUGUGUCCACUGACAGCGUUUUUUUAUGCUAGCAGCGCUAACAACCUUAAAGGUGACAUAUCCUGCAAACUGGACUUUUU